Molecule: messenger RNA, 3479 nt
Organism: Entelurus aequoreus (snake pipefish)
Lineage: Eukaryota; Metazoa; Chordata; Actinopteri; Syngnathiformes; Syngnathidae
Exons: 11
Coding region: 1336-2676 (446 amino acids)
Source: RefSeq, a predicted model, not a curated record
GUAAAUAAGGUGUGGUUGUAUUGUAUGUUAAAGGGCUACUGAAACCCACUACUACCGACCACGCAGUCUGAUAGUUUAUAUAUCAAUGAUGAAAUCUUAACAUUGCAACACAUGCCAAUACGGCCGGGUUAACUUAUAAAGUGACAUUUAAAAUUUCCCGGGAAAUAUCCGGCUGAAACGUCGCAGUAUGAUGACGUAUGCGCGUGACGAAGGCUGUUGAACGCGUCAUCUUGGAAUAGGUCCCUCCCAAUUUAAACAGCUCUGUUUUAAUCGCUAAUUUCCACAGUAUUCAGGACAUCUGUGUUGGUGAAUCUUUUGGAAAUUUGUUCAAUUAACAAUGGAGACUGCAAAAAAGAGAGUUGUAGGGAAGCGGUGUGUUGCUGCUGGAUGUAGCAACACAAACCAAAACACAAACGGUGUUUCAUUGUUUCUUUUCCCAAAAGAUGGCGGCCAAGCUUUACUAUGGAACAAAGAAGUCAAGCGAACACGGUUGGAUUGGACGACACAUACAAAGUACAGUGUAUUAUGCAGCGAACAUUUCGAAAGAUCAUGUUUCGAAGAGGGUCCCUUGCGAAUGGCAGAAAUGGGAAUCAGCACUCGUCGACUCGUGCUGAAGAAAGGUGCGAAGCCAACUAUUUUCGAUAGACCACGGACAAGUCCGGAGCACCCGACCCCCUCCACAAGCGGACAGACUGUGCACAUGAGGUCUGCAUUUGCCAAAAGGGAAAGGAAGAGGACAAUAGAUCAGAUCAUGGACAGUACGACUACGGCAUCAGUGGCGGAUGCGGUGGAUGAACCAAUGGCAAUGGCACUAGAUUUGCCUGAUGAGGAGGGCGAUCAAGAUCAGGGAAAUACAAGAGAACAAGGAUGCCAGACGGACUGGGUACCGAUUGGGACAGCACCAACAGCAAUGACCAGUAGCAAGAGCACCCAAACAGGGAAAAUACAUCAUAGAUCAAAGGGACACCAGGUGACCCCAGAUAUCCUCGAGAGGGUUAGAGCUCGGCCGGCCAGGGUUAGUGAAGUCCCAUUGUCAAGUGUAGCAGCUCCAUCUGACAGCCCCGAGAUGCAGACUAACAUAGCAGCUCCAGUGGUUCUUCCGAUGACAGCUAUGUGCCGAGUGAGUCAACGACAUCGGAUCCGUGUCAAUCUGACGGGUCGCCAGAUCGCCCAUGUACUCACCAGAUGCGUGAAGAGGGCUGCCACAAGGUACAUCAUCUUUGAGUCGUGCCUCCAGAGUCGUGCCUCCAGAGUCUCGUCAAGUGGUGUCACUGUCCAGUCUGUGGCAGCCAGGACAUAAGCCCUUCUUGGGAUUCGAACGGUACACAGCUGACCAUGACUCUUCAAUGUGCAUCAUGUGACCAGAGGAGUAGUUGGAGCAGCCAGCCAAACAUUGGCCCUUAUGCCGCGGGCAACAUCCUGCUGUCUGCUGGCAUCCUCUUCGCUGGGGCAUCUUCUGGCAAGGUGUUGCAAGUGCUGAACAGCAUCGGAGUGGUCACGCAUGUGAAGAGGACAUUUUUCAACCACCAGGAGCUCAUCCUGCAGCCAGCCAUCAAAAAGGUGUGGGAGGAACAGCAACGGACGCACCUCACCAUGCUGCAGGUGGAAGGCCAACCCCUCGUCCUUGGUGGUGAUGGGCGAGCAGACAGUCCGGGACACAGCGCCAAGUUCGGUACCUACACCACAAUGGAGCUUGUGGCCAAUGUGGUUCUCGACCUUCAGGUUGUACAGAGCAACGAAUGUCUUGGCAGCUACCAUAUGGAGAUGGAAGGACUGAAGAGGAUGGUGGAACUGCUGAUCAGCUGGGACCUGGAUGUCGGGGUGCUGGUGACAGACCGACACAGACAGAUCGCUAAAUGGAUUUGUGAAAACAUGCCCAAUACACGGCACUGCUAUGACAUCUGGCAUGUUGCAAAAUCCAUCGGAAAGAAACUGAAGGCCAUCGUCAAGCAUAAGGACUGUGAAGACCUGAAGCCCUGGGUGCAAAGUAUAAUCAACCACCUCUACUGGGCAGCAGUGUCUACACCGCCUGGAGAGGGGGAACUUCUGGUUGCCAAGUGGAAGUCUGUGGAGCGACACAUUCAGAACAUCCACAAGGACCAUGGCGACCUCUUCCCAAUUUGUACUCAUGGACAACUGCAACAGCAAAAGAAAUGGCUCAAACAAAGUUCACGCUCAGCAGUGAAACUGGAGGAGGUGGUCAACAACAAGUCCCUGCUAAAAGAUAUCGCCAUGCUGUCGGGUGAACACCAGACUUCCAAGGUGGAGGCGUUCCAUAGCCUUAUCAUACAGUUCGCACCGAAAAUGUAUGUCUUCUCAUACAUCGGAAUGCUGUGCAGGAACCUGCUUGCUGGGCUGCACUGGAACGAAAAUUCGAGCCGCCCUAUAGCCACUACACAAGCGGGUGCUGAGCGCUAUGCAGUACGCUACCCGAAGUAUAAAGCAGGGGGCCAUGUGGUCAAGAAAAUCGCGACAGAGCCAACAUACCGCUACGUAGAUGACUUGAUCAGGGAGGUUGUUGCUGGCUGCAGACAGACCCCUGACGAGAGAACACCACUCAGCGUCACUGUGGAUGUGCCUCCCUUCCUCUGCGAUGAACUGGAGAAGCCAGACAAGGAGGAAGCCAUCGCCAAGCACAGGAGUCGCUUCGGUAAGUGUGAAAUGCCCUCCCGGUAACAGUUAGAGAUGCUACCUCAGUAGAAGCAUUUAAGUCCCAUCUUAAAACUCAUUUGUAUACUCUAGCCUUUAAAUAGACCCCCUUUUUAGACCAGUUGAUCUGCCGUUUCUUUUCUUUUCUCCUCUACCCCCCCCCCCCCCCCCCCCCCCCACGUGGAGGGGUUAUUCCGGUGACCAUGGAUGAAGUGCUGGCUGUCCAGAGUUGGGACCCGGGGUAUACCGCUCGCCUGUGCAUCGGUUGGGGACAUCUGCGCUGCUGACCCGUCUCCGCUCGGGGUGGCCUCCUGCUGGCCCCACUAUGGACUGGACCCUCACUAAUAUGUUAGACCCACUCGACAUCCAUUGCUUUCGGUCUCCCCUAGAGGGGGGGGGUUACCCACAUAUGCGGUCCUCUCCAAGGUUUCUCAUAGUCAUUCACAUCGACGUCCUACUGGGGUGAGUUUUCCUUGCCCGUGUGUGGGCUCUGUACCGAGGAUGUCGUUGUGGCUUGUGCGGCCCUUUGAGACAUUUGUGAUUUAGUGCUAUAUAAAUAAACAUUGAAUGAUUGACUGAUUGAUUGAUUGAUUGAUUUUAUUGAUUAAGUACAGUGGCCAUGUAGAUUCUGUUGCAGUCACUGCACGUCUUGGAACCCCGUGUAGUCCAUCGAUGGGAAUGUUGUCCUAAUCUUAUGUACUACACAAGCUGGUAGUACCACUCUUAUGUCCUUUCCCAGAUAUCCCCAGCAGAAGCGGACAAACUGUCGAUAGGCUGUGUGUCGUCUCCGCCUGCAAGUAGCAAAUGAUGGCAGCUGUUAUUAUCCGGAC